Molecule: messenger RNA, 1023 nt
Organism: Entrophospora sp. SA101
Lineage: Eukaryota; Fungi; Glomeromycota; Glomeromycetes; Entrophosporales; Entrophosporaceae
Source: the annotation of a GenBank genome assembly
AUGCCUACCAACAGUAACAUCGUCAAAACAAUCAAUAAUCCUAAUCGGUUUGGUCCACAACCAGGUGGUAGUUUAAUGAAUCGAACAGUACCAAACCCGGCUCAACAAGCUAACCGUCCAGGACCCAUGAAUUCUGCAUAUUUAUCAUCUUCGAUGUCUCAAAGAACAGUUGGAGCAACGCCAAUGAUGAAGGUUAAUGGAAGAAUUGGGUCGUCUUCAGAACAAGAUAAAAAGAAUUAUUCUACGAAAGUAGGAGGCAAUGUAUCAAUGAUACAACCAUUAGCUUCUUCUGGUGUACCUAAUGCGUACUCGAUAAACGUACCUGAAACUCCAUCAUUAACUUAUUCCUCGACAACAACACCAUCCGCUUCAUCAACAUCUUCGUCGUCAUCGACAACGAUAUCAACAAGCUUACCUAACUCUGGGCCAUUCCCGCCGUCAUCAUUAUCGUCAGUUGUACCAAGUGGACAAUCUAUGAAUUCGACAACAUCAACAUCUGUAACGACAUCAAUCGAUGGAUAUGGAUUACUUGGACUAUUAAGUGUAAUACGGAUGACAGAUCCUGAUUUAAACAUGUUAUCAUUGGGCAGUGAUUUAACAUCACUAGGUUUAAAUUUAAAUUCACCAGAUUCGCCAUGGGCAGAUAAUAAUCAAGCUAUUGGAUUUAUUGAACCCGAGUAUCAUCUUCCUACAUGCUAUAAUGUACAACCACCACCACCUGCACCACAAAAAAUAAAAUCAUUUUCUGAUGAGACAUUAUUUUAUAUUUUUUAUAGUAUGCCAAAAGAUUUUUUACAGGAAGCUGCCGCAUAUGAAUUAUUUAAUCGAAAUUGGAGAUUUCAUAAAGAUUUGAAACUUUGGUUAACGAAAGAACAAGGAGCUGAACCAUUUAACAAAUCUCAAGUAUUUGAACGUGGAACAUUUAUAUUUUUUGAUCCUAGUGCAUGGGAAAAGUUUCCCCGGGAAAUUGUUCUUAUGUAUGAUUCAUUAGAAGAUAAAGAUCAAGCAAUGUAUUUGGAGUAA